This is a messenger RNA of Cottoperca gobio, 3039 nucleotides long. RefSeq names its product gamma-glutamyltransferase 5b (gene ggt5b). Gene Ontology annotation, biological process: leukotriene D4 biosynthetic process; inflammatory response; glutathione catabolic process. The record is from RefSeq and is a predicted model, not a curated record. The transcript has 12 exons. Lineage: Eukaryota; Metazoa; Chordata; Actinopteri; Perciformes; Bovichtidae. Bases 127 to 1818 code for a protein of 563 amino acids. Gene Ontology annotation, cellular component: plasma membrane. Gene Ontology annotation, molecular function: leukotriene-C(4) hydrolase activity; glutathione gamma-glutamate hydrolase.
CCAGUUGAUGGAGGGGAGGGGUAAACCCAGUUUAGGAUUAUAGGCAGUGUUCAUUGAGUGUGUGCGCACUGAGCAGCAGCAGCAACAGUUUCCCUUCAACACAACGUUUGCUCCACAGAAAGUGUAAUGGCUAAAUACAGGCUUAAGCCCUGGCUGGUUUGCUGCUUCAUCUUGGCUGGUUUACUUUGCGCCGUUGCUCUCGUCUGUCUGUUCUUCGUCUCACUGGUGGACAGAGACCGUCAAAGCGGCUGCUUCACGCGCGCGGCUGUGUCUGCGGACUCGCGACGUUGUUCCGAGAUUGGCAGGAACAUGCUCAAGCAAGGGGGGUCGGCAGUAGAUGGCGCCAUUGCAGCUCUUCUGUGCACGUCUGUGGUCAAUCCUCAGAGUAUGGGGAUUGGAGGAGGAUCUAUAUUUACCAUAAGAAAUAAAAAAGGCGAAGUUAAAGUCUACAACUUCAGAGAAACCGUCCCAAAGUCUUUCCGAAAAAACCUGUUAAAAGAAUGUCGCACCACAUUCGGAUUCAGCCGAGGCAGCCAGUGGAUCGGUGUUCCCGGAGAGCUGCGGGGAUACGAGGCAGUUCACAAAAAGUAUGGGAAGCUGCCUUGGGCCAAGCUGUUUGAGCCAACAAUUACACUGGCCAGGGAGGGCAUGCCUGUGUCGGCGACUCUGGGAAAGCUUCUGAAGAUCAACUUUGUAAAAGAUCACGUGGAAAAAUCAUCUGUGUGUGAAGUUUUCUGCGACAAAAAUAGAACCGUUUUGAGCACAGGAGACAUCCUGAAGUUUCCUAAACUUGCAGAAACCAUGGAAACAAUUGCAGAGCAAGGGGCAGAUGCUUUCUACACUGGCAAGAUAGGACGUGACUUAAUCCAAGACAUAGAAGCUGCAGGUGGGACUUUAAACAUGGAGGAUCUGAAGUCCUUCCAGAUGCGGGUGGUGGAUGCGUUGACAGUUUCUGUGGGAAAUACUCAGAUGUACGUCCCUCCACCACCUACCGGGGGCUCCCUGCUUGCCUUCGUUCUCAAACUGAUGCAAGGGUUCCCUUUGACUCCAAACUCCCUGGAUGGUGACCAGAAGAUUCAGAUGUACCAUCACUAUAUAGAGGCAGCGAAAUUUGCUAAUGGACAAAAAAGGAGCAUUAAUGAUCCUUUCUUUAAUGACAAUAAGAGCUCAGCUCAUUUGCUUGAUCCCACCUUCAUUAAUUACACCAGGGACAUGAUUUCAAACCGCACCCAUGAGAAGUCCUACUACUACAACGUCAAGCCCUCCCCUGAUCACGUUGGGACGACACACGUGUCUGUCCUGGAUGAAGAUGGACUCGCUGUGUCUGCCACCAGCACCAUAAACCAAAUUUUUGUAGCUUUGGAGGGAGGCGUUUACUCUCCACGAACGGGCAUCAUCCUCAACAAUGAGCUGUCCGACUUCUGUGGGAGAGCAGACACAGUGAGGCCAGGUGAACAGCCUCCGUCCUCAAUGGCUCCGGUAAUACUGGAGUCAAAGUCCGGAGGACUCCUAGUGAUCGGUGGAUCUGGGGGAAGCCUGAUUACCUCAGCAGUGGCCUUGUCUAUAAUAAACCACCUGUGGCUGGGGAUGAAUCUGAAAGACGCUAUUGCUGCGCCUAUAGUGUUUGUUGAUUCCGAUAACAAUGUGAAUUUUGAGCCUGGUUUUAACGAGUCUGUGAAAAAAGGCCUCAUAGCUCUUGGACACAAACCUGGGACCUGGAUAUACUGGGUAAAUGUAGUCAAUGCUGUUGGAAAGGAGAACGGAUGCAUCACGGCCGUAUCAGACAGCAGGAAGCUGGGCGAGUCCGCUGGAUACUGACCACAGAGACCAUGAAGAAGCACCAGCUUCCCUCUAAAAUCGGACUCAACCAUCAGCCUUUAAAGAACACUUCACCCCCAAAAAGACCAUUUGUUUAUCAAUAACUUUCUUUUGUUUAAUUCAAUUUUGUUUUUCGCUCAUGCCUUCAGGGUUUACAAAUAAUCCUAAAGCCUUACUGUUUAAACACUUCCACACAAACAGUCUCAAGUGUUUUAAAUAGUGAGUGGAAAGACGUGAGUUUGGGAAGUAGUGAGUGGAUUAUACUGCACGAGUUGUGUGAGAGCUGGGAAACCAACGUUUGAUAUAGUUUUGCUGUUGUUACUUUUGACUUUAAUGUUCGGCUUUUCCACUGCUGUGCUCACCAGAAAUGUCAGUAAUAAUCCCUCCACGGCAAGUAGGCCACAUCAGGUCAUAUUGAACCAGGAGGUCGGGUCUUAACUGUUACAGAGCGACUUCUUUUCCCAAACUGUUCUUUCUUGACAUUUUGAACAAAUCUUACAUCAAUGUCCACUUAUAAGUCAUUUUUCUAGAGCUUUCAAUUGCAUCUCACAGUCUUCAUCACCAAAGGGAGUUUGCUCUGUUGUCAAGACAAUUGAAAUUUCUAUAAAAGUUAAUAAGUGGAUCAUGUAAGUUUAGUUUAUACGUAACAUUCACCCCCAUAGUUGGCCAAAUUAAAUUGAGGAACCAUGGGGACUGUUUAAAAACGAUUCUAUUGUCUGAGUUUCUUUUUAACGAUGUUGCCUUAUUCCCAGAACUCAGCAAUUGACUUGGUGUGUAUGAUGAACAGAAACUAGAUCCAAGUUGUGAUUAACCAGAUUUAUCCUUUGAGCUAAUCGAACUUCUCAAUGUAUAUGUCACACACACACACACACACACACACACACACACACGCACACACACCCUGAUGUCCUACCACUUUGUUAUUCUGUGAAAGAAUUGUUUAUUGAGCCAUGUAAACCUUUGGAAGUGACCUCCUGACUUACUGGGACCUUAAAGAUUUUACUGCAUGUGAUACAACACUAUUCAGGUCCCUCAGCAUAUUGUGAUCUUUGUUUAAAAAUUAAGCAAAUGCUGUAGAAUUGAACAAUUUGAUUUACAGUUGUUGUAUUUUUUACUCUGUGUUUUAAUAUGUCAAAAUGUUUUGUAAAAUAAUGACACAUUUUUGCUACUACUAACUGUGAAUAUCUGUGUUUUCAAAAUAAAACAUUAAAUCCAAACAAA